Messenger RNA from Impatiens glandulifera, 2417 nucleotides. RefSeq names its product long chain acyl-CoA synthetase 9, chloroplastic-like. Gene Ontology annotation, cellular component: endoplasmic reticulum; membrane. NCBI's taxonomy places the organism in Eukaryota, Viridiplantae, Streptophyta, Magnoliopsida, Ericales, Balsaminaceae. The coding region runs from base 220 to 2289 and encodes 689 amino acids. The transcript has 12 exons. The record is from RefSeq and is a predicted model, not a curated record. Gene Ontology annotation, molecular function: long-chain fatty acid-CoA ligase activity.
CAUUUUUGUCAUGAAGAAUUUCAAGCUGUUAAAGGAGAGAAGUGGACUGAGAAUUCAAUUCUUCUUCCUUUAGAUUUCUCCGUAAAAACCCACCAGCUAUCUCUAGUCACUUUCACUCUUCUUGAAAUCGAAUUCCAUCUACAUUCUUACGCUGAGUUCUUCUCAUGUUUGGUUGAUAUUCUUCGUGAUCUGCAAAUAAGGAUCCUUGGACUUUGAACAAUGAAUCAUUAUCUUGUGGGUGUUCUUGUCCCUCUUUUAAUCACACUUGUGAUACGUAAUUCCAAGAAAGAGAAGAAACGGGGAUUACCAGUUAAUGUUGGUGGGGAGCUUGGAUAUGCUAUUCGAAAUUCCAGAUUUAUUUCCCCAGUUGAAACAGAAUGGGAGGGUGUUUCUACACUUGCUGAGUUAUUUGAAUAUACAUGUAAUAAGCAUCAAACCAAAAGGUUGCUUGGAACUAGGAAAUUGAUUUCAAAAGAGAUGGAAAAAUCUGAAGAUGGAAGAUCAUUUGAAAAGCUUCAUUUGGGUGAAUAUGAAUGGUUAAGCUAUGGAGAAGUGUUUGAAGCUGUUACCCAUUUUGCUUCUGGCUUGUCAGCUAUUGGACAUAAGAAGGAAGAACAUGCGGCCAUCUUUGCUGAUACACGUGAAGAAUGGUUUAUCGCACUUCAGGGUUGUUUCAGGCGCAACAUUACUGUUGUGACCAUAUAUUCAUCUUUGGGUGAAGAGGCACUAUGUCAUUCUCUAAAUGAGACGGAAGUUACAACUGUGAUUUGUGGGCGAAACGAACUGAAGAAGCUGAUUGGUAUCAGUGGACAGUUAGAGACUGUAAAACGGAUUAUUUGCAUGGAUGACGACGAUUAUGAUAUCACUAACUGGAAUAUCAUGUCAUUUUCGGAGGUUAAGAGAAUUGGAAAGGAAAAUCCUGUGGAACCCGAUAUGCCUCUUUCGGGUAAUACUGCAGUCAUUAUGUAUACAAGUGGGAGCACCGGUUUGCCAAAGGGUGUGAUGAUGACACAUGGUAAUGUGCUGUCUACUAUUUCAGCUGUGAUGAGAAUUGUUCCUGAUAUUGGUUUAAAGGACAUUUACUUAGCUUAUCUGCCAAUGGCACAUAUUCUCGAGCUAGCAGCUGAGAAUAUGAUGUCUGCUGUUGGUACUUCAAUUGGAUAUGGAACCCCUUUGACACUAACUGAUACAUCUAGCAAAAUUAAGAAAGGAACCAAAGGGGAUGCUUCUAUGUUGAGACCAACAUUAAUGUCAAGUGUACCCGCUAUUCUUGAUCGUGUUAGAUAUGGCGUCCGUAAGAAGGUAGAUGCAGCUGGUGGAUUAUCGAAGACAUUGUUUGACUUGGCCUAUGCACGUCGAUUAUCAGCUAUAAAUGGAAGCUGGUUUGGAGCAUGGGGUAUUGAAAGACUUGUUUGGAAUUUUUUAGUAUUUAGGAAGGUUAAAGCGGUUUUGGGUGGCAGAAAUCGAUUCAUUCUGUCUGGAGGCGCUCCUCUCUCGGCUGAUACUCAAAGAUUUAUCAACAUCUGUUUUGGAGCUCCAAUAGGUCAAGGGUAUGGUCUUACAGAGACUUGUGCUGGCGGGACAUUCUCAGAGUAUGAUGACACUUCUGUUGGCCGUGUUGGUGCCCCUCUUCCUUGUUCAUUUCUUAAGUUAAUCGAUUGGCGUGAAGGUGGGUAUUUAACGAGUGAUUCUCCAAUGCCUCGAGGAGAAAUAGUUGUGGGAGGACCAAACGUUACAAUUGGAUACUAUAAGAACGAGGAGAAGACAAAGGAAGUUUACAAGGUUGAUAAGGCAGGAAUGAGAUGGUUCUACACUGGCGACAUAGGUCAGUUUCAUCCCGAUGGUUGUCUAGAGAUUGUUGAUCGUAAGAAGGAUAUCGUCAAGCUUCAACAUGGAGAGUAUGUUUCUCUGGGAAAGGCUGAGUCUGUAUUAAUGACAAGCACGUUUGUAGAGAAUAUAAUGGUGCAUGCAGACCCGUAUCAUAGUUAUUGUGUGGCGGUUGUGGUGGUUUCUGAGCCGGCUUUGGAAGAUUUGUGUUCGAAGAAAGGGAUCGAGUUCAGGGACUUGGCUGAGUUGUGUGAGAAGGAGGAAAUAGUGAAGGAAGUGCAUGGCUCACUCUUAAAGGUGGGUAGGGGAGGAGGUUUGGAGAAGUUCGAGAUUCCGGCGAAGAUCAUAUUGGUGUAUGAACAGUGGACGCCGGAGUCGGGGCUUGUGACGGCGGCUCUCAAGCUGAAGAGGGAGGUUAUUAAGAAGCAAUUCUCUGCUCAACUUGCUCAGCUCUAUUCUUAAAAAAAAGUAAACAACAAUUGAUGCUUUUACUCUAAUAAUGCUCUGUAAUUGGGAGUGUUUUUCAAAUUUUUAGGGAAUAUUUACUUUGUUUUGAAUAUCUUGUUAUUUAUUUCUAUCUAUUUUAUGUA